AUGUAUCUCCGAGCAGUCCACGCCGAAGGCUCAAUCAAAGCCCUCUUUGAAUUCAUCAAGCAAAGUCCUCUGGGAAUCUUAACGACGGCCAUAUCAUCCGAAUCUCACCCCUUCAUUCAGUCCAGCCACAUUCCCUGGGUUCUAGAUGAAAUCAGCGACGACCCAGAUGCCCCAGUGAAGGGCAAGCUUCGAGGGCACAUGGCCCGCCAGAACCCACAGGCCAAGGCCAUCAUGGAAAACGCCGGACAAUCUCCGUCGCAAUUGACGCAAGAUGUGAUGAUUCUCUUCACCGGAUCAGCCCAUCACUAUGUGACUCCCAAGUUCUACACCGAAACAAAGCCCAACACUGCAAAGGUUGUGCCGACCUGGAACUACUCCGCCGUGCAGGUCUACGGCAAAGCAACGGUCUACUUCGACUCAGCGUCUCCUGAGACGUCGAGCUACCUGUCACAGCAGAUUCAUGAUCUUUCACAGCUAUGCGAGACUUCUCAGAUGGGCUACACGGGCCAGGAAGGAAAGCCUGAACCCUGGACAGUGUCGGAGGCACCAGAGAGAUAUAUUGAUAUCAUGAAAAAGAACAUCAUCGGCAUUGAGAUUGCCAUUGAAAGCAUUGGUGGCAAGUUCAAGAUGAGCCAGGAAAGCAGCCAGGGUGAUCGUGAGGGUGUGAUCAAUGGGUUCUCUAGCCUUGGCUCUGACGUGGGAGACCAAAUGGCAAACUUGGUGAAAGAGCGAUGUGCAAUGAAGGAUGCUAGCAAGGCACAAUGA
This is a messenger RNA of Penicillium brevicompactum, 765 nucleotides long. RefSeq names its product FMN-binding negative transcriptional regulator. The record is from RefSeq and is a predicted model, not a curated record. Lineage: Eukaryota; Fungi; Ascomycota; Eurotiomycetes; Eurotiales; Aspergillaceae. The transcript has a single exon. The coding region runs from base 1 to 765 and encodes 254 amino acids.